Molecule: messenger RNA, 2188 nt
Organism: Ipomoea triloba (trilobed morning glory)
Lineage: Eukaryota; Viridiplantae; Streptophyta; Magnoliopsida; Solanales; Convolvulaceae
Exons: 2
Coding region: 29-1363 (444 amino acids)
Source: RefSeq, a predicted model, not a curated record
UUAGCAGCGGCGAGCGGCGAGUACAGAAAUGGAAGGAGAAAUAAUGGAACUCGACGAGCUCCGUUACUCGGAUCUCAUCCUAUUGUCUUCGGACAAAGCCGUUGAAUCAACCGAAGAAAUUCAACGGCUGGAAUCUAUAGCCAGAAUGGUAAUGGAAGCCCUAGGGCCAAACGGUCCGGGCCUACUUGCCAUCACCGGAGUCCCCAAAACCUCAAGUCUCCGUCGAAGUUUACUUCCUUUAUCCCGGAAGCUCGCACUUCUCAACAAUGAAGAUCGCAAAAAGCUUCUUAAGGAACAUGAUUUGGGGAGUGAUGUUCCGUUGAAGAAUUUGGAUAGAAUUGUGUCAUCAUUUGCAAAGAAAUUGAAGUAUGACGAAAGGUUUGAGAGUAAUUCUUGUAGAACAAUACAUCAUAGAGUUGUUGAAGGAGAGGACUGUUUAGAGGUUGAUCAUAUGGGAUUCAAGGAUUUAGGAUAUAUCUUUAAUGAGCUGGGGUACUGCAUGAUGGAGGUAGGGCUUUGUCUUGCACAGAUAUGUGAUAAAUUCAUUGGAGGACACGAUCUCGAGCAGAGCUUACUGGAAUCUGGCACGGCAAAAGGACGCCUUAUCCACUAUCAUUCCACUAUUGACAAUCGUAUCAUUAAAGAAUCCGCUAAUAGAAGUGUAAAGAUGGGAGCCAAAAACAAAAUUGAAAUCAAAAGAAGUGAGGAAACAGGUUCUAAACAGAUGGGGAGUGAGGGUUGUGAUGAGGACUUGAGCGACUCUAUGUUGUGGCAGCAGUGGCAUUAUGACUAUGGCAUAUUCACUGUAUUAACAGUGCCGAUGUUUAUAUUGUCAUCUGACAAUGAAGCACUAACGGAGGAAAAUAAUAAUUUGUGCAUGCCUUGUGAGCUAGAAUCUCCUUCCCCUAGUGGACACACAUAUUUGCAAAUAUUUGAUCCCCAAAAAGAUCAGGUUUUUAUGGUGAAGGCACCUCCAGAGAGUUUGAUAGUGCAGGUUGGGGAAGCGGCUGAUAUACUAUCCAAGGGGAAGCUCCGAGCAACACUUCAUAGUGUAUGCAGACCGCCAAAACCUAAAAACUUGAGCAGGGAAACAUUUGUUGUCUUCUUGCAGCCGGCAUGGAGCAAAAAAUUAUAUCUUUCAGAUUACCCUCUUAAGCAGUUACACUCGGAUGAUCAAAGUUGCGGGUUCUGUUCUGAAGAUGACCCCAGAGAAGAGCGGGAAUUAGAGAAACUUAGUCAGAAGAUUCGUAAUAUUGUCCCGUCACUUUCAUCAAGGCUAAAAGACGGGAUGACAUUUGCAGAUUUUUCUCGAGAAACUACCAAUCAGUACUACGGCAGUAGUGGCUUGCAAUCAAACAGAUAGCUCAAGGGUAAAACUCCUAUAAACUCAUGAAUUGUUGUCUCUCGUGCAUUUUAGUUCAAAAUGGUGCUUCAAUAGUCUGAGAAUUCAACACUACAACACGUAUUGGACCAUCUCUCUUCAAGGGUUGCUCUCUGUUGCCACAUAGGAGUACAUGUUGAUUGAGGUAAAGACCAAAGGGAAGGGAUUUAUCGAAGUGCUGUAAUGAAGUGGACUUUUGGAGCAAUUUUACCAUUUGCGACAUACAGAGUAUUAAAGAAAAAUCCGUUUUUAACUAGCCAAGUAGGUUGUGGAUUGUACAUGGCCUUGAUCACGUCUUUUUCAGUAACAAGUGGAUCGGAUGGGUCAUAAGGAUUUGUGAGAAUGCAGUUCCUUGGUUUGGCACAUAUGCUAGGAUCCCAGUUCGGUUUCAUGAACAGCACCACUUCCAGGCAUGCAAGUCAAGAUCAGCACUAGAAAGUCAUUGAACUACUUGUAAGGAAUUAAAUAGAUGGAGAAGGCAUAUCCUGUUCCAUGUAAAACGGAGCACAGUGUAUGCUACAUUGAGGGCGAUUAUAUGGAUAGAGAAGGCAUAUCCUGUUCCAUGUAAAACAGAGCACAAUGUAUGCUACAUUGAGGGCGAUUAUAACUAAAAGGAGAUUGGACCAAUGCCAGAUUAAGGUUGAAUGCGGCCUGCAAUUCAUCCCAGUUUCAAUCUUGAAUGGCAGGUUAAUAUUAAUUUUUUUUUUAGAUAAGGUUAAAAUAAAUCCUUGAACUAUUUAUUAAAGUGUAAUUAAACUUUAGAACUAAAAAAAACUUUAAUUACACCUGAAUUCAGACUGGACCUAA